Suillus subalutaceus is the source of this 1664-nucleotide messenger RNA. RefSeq lists its product as uncharacterized. Lineage: Eukaryota; Fungi; Basidiomycota; Agaricomycetes; Boletales; Suillaceae. The coding region runs from base 243 to 1562 and encodes 439 amino acids. The transcript has 8 exons. The record is from RefSeq and is a predicted model, not a curated record.
GGGACUUCAUUCUGAAUAGUUAACCAGUCUACCUAUGCGCCCCUCGAGCAUCCGUGAUAGUAGUAAAUGCCAGGCUGGUCACGAGCCCACUCAGGACUACCAAAGGAUGAGGAAGCCCAUGUGACACGGCACCCUGGUCGUGGAAUAUAUUUGUUCCUUAUCUUGCUUAUCUUACCACAGACAACAUCGUUGACCCUUAACAAUCCCAACUCGCAAACCGGCAAUCGAUUGUGUGUGUCGUAAUGAAUCACAUAGAGGGUGAUAAUGAACUUCCCGGAUACACACCUCAAGCCGGUAGCAGCGUAGCUCCACUCAACGCCUUAGCGCCUGGUUCCGAACACACUAUAUCGCUUGAAGACACCAAGGGACACAAAUGGCUUCUCCUUUCGGUGAAAAGUCGUGCUCCUUCCCCGGAGUCUUGGCCAGUAUUUUGUUCUGGCGAUCUCAUCUCAGGGAGCGUGACUCUGGACAUUUUGAAGUCGGAGUCAUCCAAGUCUAUUGUAAUAACAGUGACAGCCGCAACUACUUCAGUUGGACAGGAAGGACAGGGUUUUCUUGUUAUCGAGAAGGAGUUGUGGACUCCACUGAUGACACUUCCUGAUGGAUCCGUGGUGUCCAAACUCGAGAAAGGCCAUUACACAUGGCCUUUCAAAAUAGCACUUCCAAACGAGACGGAAGUUCUGGACCGUAAAGAGAAGAAGAGAUUCCCCCUUCCGCCUUCAUUCACAGAGCGAGCCAGUCCCGCUUACAUCAACUACAGGAUUACUGUCAUCAUUAAGCGGGGCGCACUGAGAGUGAAUCAUACUUUAACCACGGAUUUUGCAUAUAUCCCGAUUACGAAACCGGAAUUCCCAUCUCCUAUGUUACAGAAAGCAUGUAAAGAAAACAUUCCAUUUGUUGGUCCUGAAGACGAUCCGGAGGGCUGGUACAUCCUUCCAGCAGUCACUGUUACAGGCACACUUUUUGGUGCCAAGAGAGGGAAUGUCGAUUUUAACCUAGCACUAGCCAAACCACUCAGUUAUGCUCGUGGUUCUGCGAUGCCACUAUGGCUAACUUUCACAGGCACAGACGAGCAAGCUCUCGAUUUACUCGCCAAUCACCAAGCCAUCCGUAUUUUCUUAAAGCGAUCGUUGGCUACAGGCUCGGACGCAACAAGUGAUCAUGCUGGGAAGCAUACAGACAACUUCUUCGUUCGCACAAUGGCGCGUGCUGUCUUCUGGCCAACAAGGGACGCCAGUACCACGGGGAAGCGAGUUCUCCAAGGUGAAGUGAACUUGAAGAAGGCAUUCAAACAGAGUGUCGUAUUCCCCCGAUUUUCUGUGAGGUACCAUCUAGAAGUUCAUCCUUUUGAAGCAGUUGGUUUCGUAUAUACAUCACAUGUCCCCGGCCCACUGCUGAUACAACCAGUUAAUGUGACAUCUUUCCACGCGACUGGCAUUGUAAUGCGCUCCUUUGCACCACCCGAGUAUGCAGAGGAAAUCGAGAAUUUGGACAACUCCGUUGGUUUACUGGAGAAUGGAAACCAGCGCUUCUACCAUCACGGAGGGUACGGAGUGUCCUGAGGCGUAAAGAGGAAGUGGGAGUUGUUAUUGAGUCAUGUAUGUAUCUCCUGGUAUUUGAAUGAGUAUUGUACAAAGUGAAUGCAUAUCACUCUCGAAGGCCCA